AUUUAGGCGAACGUAAAUGGUAAUCGGGCGAGAAGAUUCAUUCUCAGGCGACGAUGUCGAUUGUACGUCUCGCGAUUCUUUUAUGCCUCCGAUACCGUCCAGCUACAGCAGACGGGGUUGGAACGUUUAAGACGACACAUGUUGGUCCGAAACCGCUUUGGAACGAGACCCACGUGGACAGGCUGAAGAAGGACCUGCUGCAGAACUACGAUCGAUUUUUGCGACCCGAGCACAGCAACGACCCGACUCAGUUGAAGAUCGCGCUGACGAUUCUGCACCUGGAGAUCGACGAGGCGAAGUCUACGAUCAUGCUGGAUAGCUGGUUGACCUUGGAGUGGACCGAUAGCAAGCUGAGGUGGAAUGAGAAGGAUUACGGCGGUCUCACGCAGAUCAAGGUGGCCGAUCAUGAGGUGUGGCAACCGGAUAUCUUCCUGUACAACAGUGUUGGCGAGGGGGAGCAGCUGCCUCGGGUUGGUAGUAAGAAUGUGGUAGUCUACUCCAAAGGGAAAGUCUUGUGGGUGCCGUCAAUAAAGCUAACCGCACUGUGCGACUUCAACAUGAGACACUGGCCCUUCGACCAGCAGCGCUGUUACCUCAAGCUGGGGUCUUGGACCUUCAGCUCGCAGGAAAUCAAGAUGGAGAAUAGCUCCAUGUGCACGGUGGAAGACACGGCGAGCGCCAGCUCGUGGGAAAUUGAGGUGAGCGGCGAGGUUACCUCAACAAAGUACGCUUGCUGCGUCGAAACGUACGAAUCGCUGACUUACCGCCUGAACAUCACGCGAAAAUCAACCCCGUACGUCGCCAUUAUCGUCCCGCCGGCCGUUGUUUCGACGCUCCUGCUACUGGCGCAAUUUUGGUUGCCGCCCGACGGCGAAGAGAAGAUCAUCCUGAACGGUAUCUCGGCGCUCAUGAUCAACAUGUUUCUUCUUUACUUUAACCAUCAGAGCUACACGACCAGUGGCGAAGCCCCUCUAAUUGUGGUCUUCUACAGCUGCAGCUUGUACAUCGUGGGAUUCGCGACCGUUUCCUCCGUCGUGGCUUACUCGCUGUGCAGGAUGAAAAAUCCGAGGCCGCUUUCGGGCUGUCUUAGAUCUUCAAUGCGAAGCGUUGGCAAAUGGUUGCUGGUGAAUGAUGUCGCCCACGAGAAGAGAGGUCAACCGGACGAUGAGGAUUCCGAUAAGAGGCGCAUGCUCGCCAAUUUAAUUCGCGACGAAUGGACCUUCCUGGCGGUCUGCAUCGACAGGCUCCUCUUCGUCUGCACCACGUUCGCCUUUAUUGUUUUAGCGAUAUGUCUCGCUUAAGUGGGGCAAUAUGUAAAAAUAUCACGGACCAAAUUAUAAUUGUCGACACAUUU
Photinus pyralis (common eastern firefly) is the source of this 1354-nucleotide messenger RNA. Its product is annotated as acetylcholine receptor subunit alpha-type acr-16-like. Gene Ontology annotation, molecular function: extracellular ligand-gated monoatomic ion channel activity; neurotransmitter receptor activity; transmembrane signaling receptor activity. Gene Ontology annotation, biological process: regulation of membrane potential; monoatomic ion transmembrane transport; chemical synaptic transmission. The coding region runs from base 54 to 1301 and encodes 415 amino acids. The record is from RefSeq and is a predicted model, not a curated record. NCBI's taxonomy places the organism in Eukaryota, Metazoa, Arthropoda, Insecta, Coleoptera, Lampyridae. The transcript has 8 exons. Gene Ontology annotation, cellular component: membrane; neuron projection; synapse.